AAUGAAGUGGAUAACGACACCGACACAGACACUACAUUUAAUGUGAUUAUAUACUCGGCACUAAUACUGGGACUACUGGUCUCAGCCCUCAUAAGAACCACAUCAUUCUUCGUGAUGUGUAUGCGAGCGUCGAUUAAUCUUCACAACAGAAUAUUCUACUCAUUAUUGAGAGCACCCAUACAUGUGUUUGAUAGCUCUCCCAUUGGCCGUAUAUUAAAUAGGUUUACGAAAGACACGGGUAUUGUCGAUGAACUCUUGCCAUCGACUGCUUUCGACUUACAAAUGACACUAUCUCUGGUCAUCGGAACACUAAUCGUAAACGCAAUCGUCAGUUGGUUUUUGAUAUUUCCGGCGAUAUUCCUCUGUAUUGUGGUCUUUAUGUGCAGAUAUUUCUACAUCAGAUCCGCUCGUGAUAUCAAACGAUUGGAGGGAUUGUCUCGGAGUCCGGUUUACUCCCACUUAAACACUACGCUAUCGGGUCUGUCGACUGUCCGGGCAUUUGGUGUACAAAAGAUGUUUGAAGAGCAGUUUGUGAGACACCAGAACGACAAUACGGCCACUUUCUUCCUAUUCAUUUGCACUUCCCGUGCGUUCGGUAUUCUCAUGGACUGGAUCUGUGUCUUCUAUAUCAGUGCUGUCACCGCUUUUAUCAUGUUUUUCGAUAACCUGCCGGGAGGUGAUGCCGGUCUGGCCCUGUCUUCAGCGCUAACACUGACGGGAAUGACUCAAUACGGAGUGAAAUGCUCGGCAGAUCUCGAGUCCUAUAUGACAGCAGUGGAGCGAAUGCUUGAGUACUCGCAUAUUAAACCUGAGGCCGAACUCGAGUCCCGACCGGACCGCAAACCUGACUCCGAAUGGCCCGAAACGGGAGAAAUUGAGUUCAAAAAUAUAAGCCUUCAAUACAACGAAUCGCCGAAUAAAGUGCUGAAAGGACUGAAUGUUUUGCUCAAAGGGGGAGAAAAGGUGGGAGUCGUCGGCCGAACCGGCGCUGGGAAGUCGUCCGUUAUAUCAGCCAUCUUUCGGAUGACUGAACCCGAGGGACAGAUACUGAUCGAUGGCGUAGACAUACAGUCCAUCGGUUUGCAUGACUUGAGACGUCAGAUAUCAAUCAUACCUCAGGAACCGGUGCUCUUCACGGGUUCGGUGCGCAAAAAUUUGGAUCCGUUUGGCGAACACCCGGACGACGAACUCUGGGCCUCUCUAGAAGAGGUGCAGCUGAAGGAGUCUGUGGUUCAACUUCCCGGACAAUUGGAUGGUAUGGUCACAGAAGGCGGCAGUAAUUUCAGUGUCGGUCAAAGACAACUCGUAUGUCUGGCCAGAGCUAUACUGAGAGACAAUCGGAUACUAGUGUUAGACGAGGCGACCGCUAAUGUGGACCACAGGACCGACGCUCUCAUACAGAGGACUAUUAGAGAAAAGUUUAGAUACUGUACUGUCAUUACGAUUGCUCACAGACUCAACACAAUUAUAGAUUCCGAUAAAGUGAUGGUGUUAGACGCGGGAGAAGUGGUUGAGUUCGGUAUACCUCACACUUUGCUGGAGAAGAGCGACGGGUUGUUCACCAAAUUAGUGAAACAGACGGGAAAACACAUGACCACUAGAUUGAGACAAAUGGCUAAACAAUAUUACUCUCAUAAAUACGAUAUACUCGAAGAAAAUGAAGGUUUCGAAGAGAAUGACAUUCAAAGUGAUUGAGAAAACUUUUAUACUUUUUACAGAUAUUUAUAUAAUUAAGUUAAUUAACCC
Messenger RNA from Medioppia subpectinata, 1746 nucleotides. The record is from the annotation of a GenBank genome assembly. NCBI's taxonomy places the organism in Eukaryota, Metazoa, Arthropoda, Arachnida, Sarcoptiformes, Oppiidae.